AAAUGCUUUGGCCGUUUUGUUACGUUACGUUGUUCACCGCUCCGGGCUGUGAACUGGAGGUUGGUGCGCGCUCUGCUGCGCUCCACCACGUUUACCUGAGCUCCCUGUCUGCCGUAUUCAACCUUUGGCACAGGUCCAUACAGGCACUUUGUCACUCACUGCACUCUCCGGGACCGAGCAUGGCGCUUCAAGCUAGAGCUCUGGUCAGCACCAAAUGGCUUGCGGACGCAAUGUCGACCCGGGGGAAAAUGCGCAUCUUGGACAGCUCUUGGUAUUUGCCCAAACUGCGGAGAAACGCCAAAAGCGAAUUCAAGAUGAGGCACAUUCCUGGCGCAGCGUUCUUUGACAUAGACCAGUGCUGCGAUAAAACCUCCCCCCUGGACCACAUGUUGCCGUCGGAGAAAGUUUUCGCUGACUACGCUGGGAAUUUGGGAAUAGAAACCGACACGCACGUCGUCGUGUACGACCGCAGCGAGUUUGGUGCGUUCUCGGCGCCCCGCGUUUGGUGGAUGUUCCGGGUGUUCGGGCAUAGCGCGGUGUCUCUGCUCAACGGGGGGUUCAGGAACUGGGAACUGGAGGGACGACCGGUGAGCAACAGCUACGUCAGACCCUCUCCCACCGAAUACAAGGCAUCUCUGAAGCGCUCCUGGCUGAAGUCCUAUGAGGAUCUACUGGACAACCUGGACACUAAAGAGUUCCAGGUGGUGGAUGCAAGGCCCUCGGGACGAUUCAGAGGACUGGACCCUGAACCCAGAGACAACACAGAGCCCGGCCACAUCCCCGGUUCCGUCAACAUUCCUUUUCACUCCUUCCUGUCUGAGUCUGGACACUUUCUGCCUAAGGAGAAGCUCCGGGAGCUCUUCGUUCGUGCUGGAGUGGACCUCAGCCAUCCCAUCUGUGUGUCAUGUGGCUCAGGCGUGACGGCGUGCCACCUGGCGUUAGCAGCCCACGAGUGUGGACACCCGCAGGUGUCCGUGUACGACGGUGCAUGGUCCGAGUGGUACACCCGUGCCGUUCCUGAGCACGUCAUAUCUGAAGGCAGGGGGAAGCACGUGUGACCAGCUGAGAAGACGUGGUGUGGGACCAGAUCGGACUGGGACCGUAUUAACUGUACCUCAUUCUGCACCUGAAAUUAUAAAGUUACAGCCAGCUGUGGAUCUGGCAUGAACACAGACAUCCAACAGCUUUGAAUUUCUUUCUAAUGUCACAAAGAAGGUCUUUGAAACUGACACUACCUUAACACUACUGAUCCAUAAAUAUACAGCGGUGUUUACUCAUGGAUUCAGUUCAGAUAACUAGAUCCUUUUUUUGCUCCCUUUUCUGCUAAGAAAGGUAUCUAUAAUUUUUUUAACCUUUAUCCUAAAAGUGUACUUUUCACAUAAUGCAUAUAAAAGUGAAAAGCAAGCAAUAAAUAAUACAAAAUUA
Fundulus heteroclitus (mummichog) is the source of this 1425-nucleotide messenger RNA. RefSeq names its product 3-mercaptopyruvate sulfurtransferase. NCBI's taxonomy places the organism in Eukaryota, Metazoa, Chordata, Actinopteri, Cyprinodontiformes, Fundulidae. Gene Ontology annotation, biological process: transsulfuration. The coding region runs from base 3 to 1058 and encodes 351 amino acids. Gene Ontology annotation, molecular function: thiosulfate-cyanide sulfurtransferase activity. The transcript is spliced from 2 exons. The record is from RefSeq and is a predicted model, not a curated record. Gene Ontology annotation, cellular component: mitochondrion.